Molecule: messenger RNA, 1128 nt
Organism: Drosophila nasuta
Lineage: Eukaryota; Metazoa; Arthropoda; Insecta; Diptera; Drosophilidae
Gene: CSN7
Product: COP9 signalosome subunit 7
Exons: 5
Coding region: 90-932 (280 amino acids)
Biological process (GO): COP9 signalosome assembly
Cellular component (GO): COP9 signalosome
Source: RefSeq, a predicted model, not a curated record
CGAUAGACACAAAACGUAUAUCAAACGAUAGAUUAGCAGCUGUGCAAUUGUAAUCAGAAAAACAAAUUCUCGCAAGAUUAAUUAUUAAAAUGGCACAAGAUAUGCUUCUCGGCAAUGAGGAGCCCAGCACCAGCAAGGAGACAUUCUUACAACAGUUCUGUGUGCUGGCCAAGAACGCAACCGGCGAAGCUCUGCUCGAUGUCAUCAAACAAGUGCUUGACGCGCCGAACGUCUUUGUUUUCGGCGAAUUAUUAGCGGAACCCAAUGUAGCCGAGUUGAAGGACGGCCCCGAUGCCAAGUAUUACAAUACACUGAAUCUGUUCGCCUACGGCACCUACAAACAGUUCCGUGCUCAGCAGCAGGAUUACAUUGAGUUGACACCGGCAAUGCAGAAGAAACUACAGCACUUGACCAUCGUAUCGCUGGCCAUCAAGACCAAAAGCAUUCCCUAUGCAGUCCUAUUAAAUGAACUGGAAAUCGACAACGUGCGCCACCUUGAGGACAUCAUCAUUGAGGCUAUCUACGCAGACAUCAUACACGGAAAACUGUUUCAGAACACGCGCAUUCUGGAGGUGGACUAUGCUCAGGGGCGUGACAUCCCUCCGGGUUACACGGGUAAGAUAGUAGAGACUCUGCAAGCAUGGGUCAACUCCUGCGACGGGGUUUCCAACUGCAUUGACAUGCAGAUCAAGUAUGCAAAUACCGAGAAGGCAAAACGCUUAUACAACAAGGAGCGCAUUGAGCAAGAGCUUAUCAAUCUAAAGAAGGUGCUGAAGAGUCAGGCCUCUGACAGUGAUGAGAGCAUGCAAAUUGAUACCCAUGGACCUGGUCCCAGUGGCAGUGGCGGCAUGAAUCAACAGGAACUGCGCAAGAAGCCGACAAAGAUGAAGAAUCCUCGCAGUGGUGCGGUUGGUCUCAAGUUCAGCAAGUGAGUGCAGGCCAGCCGAGUGCCAAACAGCAGCCCAUCCAAGCCCAAUGCAGCCUCGCGCGGCAGCUGAGAUCUGUUGUAAACGGACAACCAUUGGCACAUUCGGCAAUCCAAAUAGGAAUCGUUGGAAGACUUAUCACAGCCCUAGCACUCAUUAGUCAUUAAAAUUAUCUACAAAUAAAAGAAAACUUCAUCAAAUA